CCUUCUGCCAUGCAAGAAAAGUUCAAGCAAAGCACCCCCUUGUUUUAAAAGCAAGGGAGGCAAGGGGGAAAGUAUCUGGGUAGCCAAGGAGGCAAGGAAAAAGGCUUUUGGCAGCAAGGGAGGUGGGGAAAGGCUUUUGGUGGCAAGGGAGGCUGCAGGAGGGCGGGGGGAGCAGGAAAGAGGAGGAAAAGCUUGAAGGAAGAGGGGGAGGAGGAGGAGGGGAAAGUGGAGCCCCUCAGUAUGCUUCACGGAGCCCAAGGACUCUACGUAGCACACAUUGAGAACCACAGGUGUAGUUAGUUCAGCAUUCUGUUUACAUUUAUGUCUCACUCAGAUACGUAGAGAACAUCUAAGAAAGAGGGCAUCAUGGUCCUCCUUCCUUUGUCCCUAACAUUUCUUGGCAAUGAUAUAUUGUUUCUGAGCAUGGGAGUUCCAUUUCACUGCUUCUUGAUUAAUAAUAAUAUUGAUGAUCUUUUCUUUUUUUUAAUAAACAGAUCAAAGGAAGACUUUUAAAGACACUACAUUCUCUGUAGUAAAAGACAUCAGCAUGUUUUAUUUGCACUCCUAGCAUCUAAAACAUUCAAAUUCAGCAGUAGCGUAGUGCAUCCAGCACAGUAACUGCCUCUAUGAACUGAUUUUCCAUUAAUCACAAUUGUUGUCAUUUUAACUAUUCAGCUUACGUUACACUAGAAAUGCCUUAAUGGAAAGCCAAUAUAAUCACCACAAUCAGGAGCCAGCAAACACUGAAAUGGAGCUAAACAAUGCUGUACGAUAUGGCUCAAUUGAGACUGUCCAGCAGCUUUUGGAAGAUGGCGGAGAUGUCAAUUCAAAGGUGAAAGAUGGUUGGACACCCCUUCAUAGUGCUGUACAACGAAAUAAUGAAGCUAUUGUCUACCUUCUUCUUAGAAAGGGGGCUGACCCACAUGUUAAGAAGGAUAAUGGGGCUACUCCUUUUAUUCUAGCUGGGAUAAAAGGCAAUGUGAACCUUCUGAAGCUGUUUCUUGAGAAAGGAUCCGAUAUCAAUGAGUGCGAUAUCAACGGCUUCACUGCUUUCAUGGAGGCUGCUUGGUAUGGGAAGGAGGAAGCCCUGAGGUUUUUGUAUGAGAGUGGGGCAGAUGUCAAUUUGGGAAGAGUAGUUGAUGAGGAGAAAAAGGCCCUAAAUAAAGGAGGUGUAACAGCCUUGAUGGAUGCUGCCAAGCAAGGCCACAUCACUGUGGUAGAAGCCCUAGUCAAAGAGAUGAAUGCCGAUGUGAAUAUCUGUGACAAUCAGGGAAGGAAUGCAUUAAUCCAUGCUUUCCAUAUCGGAGAAGCCAAAGACUGGAAGAAAGACAAAGAGGACAUUGUCAUUUUUCUUCUAGAACAUGGUGCCGAUGUGACCAAGAGAGAUGAAAGUGGGAAAACUACUCUUAUCCUUGCUGUGGAAAGGCAAAGCCAAGUUGUGGUGGAGGCUAUAUUAGACAAAAAUGAGGUUGAUAUUGAUGAUGCAGACAAGAACAGCAGAACUGCGCUGAUGAUAGCGGUGGAAACUAAAAACUAUGAAAUAGCAAAGGUGUUGUGUGAAAAGGGAGCAAGAACAGACAUUGGGAAUCUCCUUGAAAUCGCUAGUCAAACUUAUAACAAUGAAAAAAUCAUAGAACUCCUACAGCAGUUUGGUUCAUUACACAUUUCAAGCCAACCAAUGGUAAAGUGGAAGCCUUCUAGUAUACGCUGGGGACCCCAACUCCAGGAUCUGUAUGGGAGGUAUCGUCCUAUGAUCGGAAAACUCAAGAUUUUUCAAUAUGCAGAUUUUAGGAUUCAGAGAAACUCUCAAGGAGGAGUGUAUUUGGGAUUAUAUGAUGGAGAAGCGGUGGCUGUGAAGAUAUUCUGUACUGAUGCAGAAAAUGCUGAACGAGAGAAAACUUGCCUGGAGAAAUGCCGUACCAGCAAUCAUCUGAUGACGUUUUGUGGAUGGGAAGAACGGAAAAACUGUCUGUAUCUGUGCCUCUCCUUGUGUGAGAGGACCCUUGAAGAAUACUUCAAAAUGGAUGACAAUGCAGACAUGAGUAGCAAAGAUAUUCUUAAAACAGUCUUUCUGGCAGUGAAGGAACUACAUGAAUUUGGAUUUGGCCAUCAAGAUCUGCACCCCAGUAACAUUUUGAUAGAUGUUACUGGCAAGAUUUUCCUAGCAGAUUUUGACAAGUGUAGGAAAAUAACUGCUGAUGACCAGAAAGAUCAUAUAAUCUCAGAAGACCUACAGGGUCUUCGACAUCUUAUCCUAUACAUUGCAAUGAGGGGGAAAAUUUGCUUUGAAGCCUUACCUAAAUGGUGCCCAGAGGACAUAGCUGAUUGUAUGGAAAUUGACGACCUCUACAGAAGUCUGGAAUUACCUGAUAAAAACAUCAAAGUCAGCGAACACCUGGGACAUCUGAUAUACCACCCUUAUUUCUGGAAUGAAGCAAUGAAAUAUGGGGUCUUAACAAAAGUCGGGAAUGAGAGUGAUAUCAAGACACGCAACACCAAACAUCAUAACAAUACUAGUGAAAUUCUGAAAGUUUUAAAUUGUGAAGACCAUCCUUUCAAGGGCUGGACUCAAAAAGUUGAUCAAGAAGUAUUGGACAGUAUGGUUGCCCCAUUUCAUGCCAAGGCCAAAAAGAAUCCAAACAAAAACAAGCGAGUUUAUGAUGAAGACUGUGUGACAGAUUUAUUGAAAUUAAUCAGGGAUAUGGAUGCACACUACAGUGAGAAGAGUGAAGAGGUGAAGAAUAUAGUCAGGGAUCCUCAAGAAUAUUUUUUGAAACUCUUUCCAAAUUUAACCAUUUUUGUCUACCAGAGGUUGAGUAGUAUAAAAUAUGAUAAGCAUUUUCCUAAUGCCCAACAUCCUUCACAACUAUAACAAGGACCAAUGGAUACGGAUUCCUUCUGGACAUUCUUUUUGCUUUGCUACCAUUUCUCUAUAAGAACUGUUUAUAAUUGAUCUUUCAAUCUUCCUUAUCUUUUAUAAUCUCAAAAUCUCUUCACAUUUGCAUGACUGACCAUACCCUAAUUUCAAAUGUCCCUAAUGCAUGUGCUGGUCUCUGUUAUAGGCAACUGCCAGGGAUACAAAACAUGUUUCUAGAUUUUCAAUAUCACAGUUAAAAAACAACAAAAUAUAGGACAUCUUUAUACAUUCACAGGAAAACGGUGGAAAGGUUAAAAAGACAUAGGCCCCUUCCACAUAGCUGUAUAAAAUCCACAUUGAACUGGAUGAUAUGGCAGUAUGGACUCAGAUAAUCCAGUUCAAAGCAGAUAUUGUGAAUUAUCUGCCUUGAUAUUCCGAGUUAUAUGGCUGUGUGGAAGGACCCUUAGAAAGAAUGAGUGAAACAAAUUUGAAAUGCAAACUCAAAGAUUUUUGAAUUCUAAAAUGCCACAUAACAUACAUCCACAACCUGAAAAACACUUUGAAUUUUGGAAGGUAUUACAAAGGCCAUUAAACACAACUAAAGCACUCCUGAAAGAUGGUCACCUGUUCUCUGCUCUAAAGAUGAAUAGGUGGAAGUCUUUAUACUGGAAAAUAGCAUCUCCAAGGAUGCAGGAUUUGCAAAGACAAUCUGCUAUUUCCUGACAAUAAGGGUAAAAUACCUGUAAGGCAAGAAAUUGCCCAUCAGGUACUUUAGACACUGUUUUUUAAGACUAAAGAUAAAGGUAAAGAUAAAGGUUUCCCCUGAAGUUAAGACCAGUCGUGACCGACUCUGAGGGUUGGUGCUCAUCUCCAUUUCUAAGCCGAAGAGCCGGCGUUGUCCAUAGACACCUCCAAGGUCAUGUGGCUGGCAUGACUGCAUGGAACGCCGUUACCUUCCCGCCGGGGCGGUACCUAUUGAUCUACUCACAUUUGCAUGUUUUCGAACUGCUAGGUUGGCAGGAGCUGGGGCUAACAGCGGGUGCUUAUUCCGCUCCCGGGAUUUGAACCUGGGACCUUUUGGUCCGCAAGUUCAGCAGCUCAGCGCUUCAACACACUGUGCCACCAGUGGCACUUUAAACAUUUUUUUUGUAGAAUUAAUGCAGUUUAACACUUUAGCUGCCAUGGCCCCAUGCUAUAGAAACAUGAGCAUUGUAAUUUUUCAAGGUCUUUAGUGUUCUCUGCUGAAGGUUGCUGGUGCCUCACCAAACUAGAAAUCACAGGAUUCCAUAGCAUUGAGCCAUGACAGUUAAACUGGUGUCAGACUGCAUUAAUUCUGCAUUAAUAUUUAGCUAAAGAACUCAUUAGGUGUGAAGUCUUGUCUCUGCCUUUUCUCUCCUUUGCUUCAGUUCCCUCUGUUUAAGUUCCCCAAUAGUGUAGAUGCCUCCAUUUGUAUUAGUUUUGGGGUUGAGCUUUAAAAAACCUCUAGAGGCCAACCUUAGUUGGUUUAGUCCAUUUGCCUGUACAGAACGUUCUUGCUAGGCCCUCCUUUUCUUUCUGUAAUAGACCUAUAGAGUUUAGAGGCCUGGAUAUUGUCUGGGAAUCCUAAGCCCUAGCAAUCCAAACAGGUAUCCUUAGCACUAAGCUCUUCAUAUACCAUCAGUCACAGUGACAACAGAAGCUUGUGGUUAGCCCAAGUUUCAUAAAGUAGAAGACCAAGUCCAUCACUUUACAUCAGAGCCAAAAGACUUUCAAGGAUCCCAGAGAGAUGACUGUGACCAGCAAAAUCUACUUUUGUAAUGUAUUGUUUUAAAUUAUCUUUCAAUAGCCCUGGGUGGAGUUAACCCUUCAUUCAUCUUAUUUUCAGUAAACUCGUUUUGGUUAACUUUCAUCUUGCCUAAAGUGCCUCUGUAUGUUAAGGGUCUUAAUAGAAGGUAUAGAGAUACCCCCCACGUAAAGCCAAUUAUCACAGGGACAGAAAGUGAGAUGAAAUCUUCUGAACAGAGGCACAGAAAGCAAAACAAAUGUUACAGGGGUGUUAACCCUCUCCUAUGCUAUCCAAAACUAAUAUAUAUGUAUGUAUGUACCCCUCUGCCCCUCUCUUUUCUCGGCAAAGCGGGACACUUCACCUCUCCUUUCUCAUGAGGCCCUUUGACUCCUUGUUUUGUGCCACAUCAUUUAGGCAUCUCAAAUCAUCCAGUCUUCUCCUCUGAUUAGCAAUCCUCAUUGAGCAAUUGUCCCUCAUGAUGUCUGUUGCACCUCUGUGAUGCUGACCCCCAAUAAAUGUAACUUAAAAUCAA
Molecule: messenger RNA, 5154 nt
Organism: Anolis carolinensis (green anole)
Lineage: Eukaryota; Metazoa; Chordata; Lepidosauria; Squamata; Anolidae
Gene: rnasel
Product: ribonuclease L
Exons: 6
Coding region: 701-2872 (723 amino acids)
Biological process (GO): mRNA processing; protein phosphorylation
Molecular function (GO): RNA nuclease activity; ATP binding; RNA binding
Source: RefSeq, a predicted model, not a curated record